Arabidopsis thaliana (thale cress) is the source of this 1101-nucleotide messenger RNA. It is a transcript of the gene ACT9, whose product is annotated as actin 9. The transcript has 4 exons. Gene Ontology annotation, biological process: cytoskeleton organization. The record is from RefSeq and is marked reviewed. Gene Ontology annotation, cellular component: cytoskeleton. Bases 1 to 1101 code for a protein of 366 amino acids. NCBI's taxonomy places the organism in Eukaryota, Viridiplantae, Streptophyta, Magnoliopsida, Brassicales, Brassicaceae.
AUGAAGCCUAUCGUGUGUGACAAGGGACAUGGAAUGGUGCAGGCGGGAUUUGCUGGAGACGAAGCACCAAAGGUUGUGUUUCCAUGUGUCGUGGGUCGUCCAAGAGAUGGAUUGAAUCCGAACGAAUCUUAUGUGGGAGAAGAAGGUCAUGCCAACAGAGAUAUUCUCACACUUAAAGACCCAAUGGAGCAUGGUAUCGUUAACAAUUGGGAUGACAUGGAGAAGAUUUGGCACUAUACUUUCUACAACGAGCUACGUGUGGAUCCUGAAGAACACCCUGUACUUCUCACUGAAGCUCCUUAUAACCCUAAAGCCAAUCGUGAGAAAAUGACUCAGAUCAUGUUUGAGAGCUUUGAUGUUCCUGCUAUGUACGUCUCCAUGCAAUCUGUUCUUUAUCUCUAUUCCAGUGGUCGUACCACAGGUGUUGUGUUGGAUUUAGGAGAGAGGGUGAGCCACACAGUUCCAGUAUACGAAGGUUACGCACUCCCACACGGUAUACUUCGUCUAGACCUUGGAGGCCGUGACCUAACUGACUACCUCAUAGAAAUCAUGACCGAACGUGGCUACACAUACACCACAUCCGCCGAGCGGGAAAUAGUCCGAGACAUCAAAGAGAAGCUUUGUUACGUAGCACUCGACUACGAGCAAGAAAUGGAGAAGACAACAAAGGGUUGGACAAUCGAUAAAACCUACGUGCUUCCCGAUGGUCAAGAGAUCACGAUAGAAGCCGAGAGAUUCAUGUGCCCCGAGGUUCUUUUCCAGCCGUCUGUGAUCGGAAAGGAAUCUUCUGGUAUUCACGAGGCGACUCGCAAUUCCAUCUUGAAGUGUCCUGUUGAUACGAGGAGGGAUAUGUAUGGUAACAUUUUGAUGACUGGUGGCACGACGAUGUUACAUGGGAUUAAAGAAAGAAUGACCAAAGAGCUAAAUGCACUUGUACCGUCGAGUAUGAAAGUUAAAGUUGUAGUUCCUCCGGAAAGUGAGUGUAGUGUUUGGAUUGGAGGCUCCAUUUUGGCUUCUCUAAGCACCUUUCACCAGAUGUGGAUAACUAAGGAUGAAUAUGAAGAACAUGGAGCGGCGAUUGUUCACAGAAAAUGCGUCUAA